UGCGGAAGCGGAAGGCGGGAAACCCAACCAUAGAAACUGCCUCAAAUUAAUAAAAUCCCCUCUGAAGCUCUCUCCACCCGUCUAAGCAUUCAACCGUCGGAGCUCGGAUUCAUCACUGUUACUUCCUAAUGGACAAAUACGUAGUUCCUCUCUCACCUUCGCCUGAAAAUCCUAAACCCAUUAGAAGGCCCAGGUGGAAGAGGAGCAUUGUGGAACUAGAUGGCAUGUUAUCUUCCAAAUAUCGCCACGAAAUUUCUAGUUUGUUGCUUGAUUCCUACUCCGAGAUUGGAGCUUUUGGUCAUUUAUACCAUAUUGACGGAGCAAAAUGCCCAACGCACAUGAAUCGAGUUGGUAAUGUCACCAGUACAAGUAACCAAGUGCCUAUUAGAAGGGAGGGCAUUUCUGGGGUGGAAUUUGACACAAAGGGAAUAUACUUGGCAUCAGUAACAAAGUCGGGGUGCUUAACAGUUCAUGAUUUUGAAACUCUUUAUUGCUUGAGUAAUGGUCUAUCAACAUGUGUAAAAGAAGAUGAAACGAAGCAUUUGGUGCACCUUACCACCCAUCAACUUGAUGCUGUUAGGUGGAACCUCAGUAACCAAGAUGAGGUUGCUUGCUCAUCUAUGCAAAGCAAUGAAAUUCUUCUAUAUGAUAUAGGUUACAUCUCUUCUGAACCAAUUGAGGUGUUAAGAAGGAGGCCUACCAUCACUGUGCAUGGAUGUGAAGUUCGCAAAGGUUUAUCUGAUAUUGCUUUUAUUUCAACUGACAAGUCAAGGUUGCUUGCCUCUGAUGUAUAUGGUGUUGUCAAUAUAUGGGACCGACGGAUAAGUAAUCUCCCAUGUCUUGAGCUUAUGGCUAACAACCAUGAUACUCUAAAUAGCAUCAAGUUAAAUGUGGAAAAUCAGGUUGUCUUUGGUGCUGGUAAACAUGGGAUCAUCUAUGCUUGGGAUCUUCGUGGAGGAAGAACACCUGUUGCUUUUCAAAGUAACAAAGAGGCACGUCACCCUCCAUUAACAUCUUUAAAGAUAUCGAUGAUGUUAGAGAAGAUUAAGUCUUUGAAGGAACAAUCAAAUAUUUUCUCCAAGGAAAUACACUCAAUUGACAUUGACCCAUCCUGUCCAUAUCAAUUGGCAUUCCAUCUUGAUGACGGUUGGUCAGGUGUUUUGGAUACAAAUAGUUUUCAAGUGACACAUGUGCAUUGCCCACCCCCUGCUUGGUUGGAUGGAUCAGAGACAUCAAUCAAUUGCUCAUACUUGAGAAAACCAUCAUGGCUACCAACAUGUUCGAUCUAUGCAGUUGGGGCGUCCUCAAAUAAUGGUAUUCAUCUUUUAGACUUCUAUCCUGACCCAUCGUCCACUUGCCAUGUGGACUUCAAUGAGGAUAUAGGUAGUGUUUCUGAGGGUAAAAGACGGAGCAUGCAAAACAGAUUUGUUCCCUUGUCAGAAGGUGUUACUGUUUGUGCUGCUCACCCCCUGAAUGGUACCAUCAUAGCUGGAACUAAGCAAUCUUCUUUACUGGUGAUAUCCCAAAAGCGCCAGUCCUGUUGUAAUGGAGAUUACAAUCGAAUGGACGACAAUGACUAUUAGGAUCUCCGACAUGAGUUUAAUAUCUCAUAAAUUCAAGUGGCACUCAACUGCUAAUAUUCAGUUUCACAUGGAAGGCUCUUACAAAUUACAAUGCUCGGUACUGUUACCUACUAUUGCAAUCAGAGAUGCUGGUGAUGACUACAACACGGGAAAUACUACUAGUCCAGAGACAGCUUGUUAACACAUUGUUCAUUGUACAUAGGUAAACUGGACUAGAAAGCAAACCGAAAAGGAGUCAGUUCAGUUUGAUCCUGUUUCAUUAAUGUUCAAUCCAUAAUGAAUUGAUGUUAUUGCUUUUAAAGAUUGAGCAGAAUAAAGGAAAACAAAAAAGGUUAAGGUUGAAGGAGAUUUCUGACCAUCUGAUCUCGAGUCUUUUGUGAGGAUCAAGUACAAGGUUUA
Molecule: messenger RNA, 1982 nt
Organism: Nelumbo nucifera (sacred lotus)
Lineage: Eukaryota; Viridiplantae; Streptophyta; Magnoliopsida; Proteales; Nelumbonaceae
Product: Transducin/WD40 repeat-like superfamily protein
Molecular function (GO): protein binding
Source: RefSeq, a predicted model, not a curated record